Messenger RNA from Jatropha curcas, 566 nucleotides. The record is from RefSeq and is a predicted model, not a curated record. NCBI's taxonomy places the organism in Eukaryota, Viridiplantae, Streptophyta, Magnoliopsida, Malpighiales, Euphorbiaceae.
GCAAAUCUUUUUCAAUGGCCAAAAGAGAAGAAGGAGCUAUUGUGAAAAAAGGUCAAGAAGGUCUCAAAUUGGCAAUUUCACUCUAUGAAGAGUUUGGGCUUCCAUUAGGGCUUUUGCCUCUUGAGGAUGUAAUUGAAGUGGGCUUCAUUCGGAGCUCCGGAUAUAUGUGGAUUCUCCAACAAAAGAAAGUGGAGCACAAAUUCAAGAUGAUAGGCAAGCUUGUUAGCUAUGAUAGUGAAGUCACUUGUUAUAUUGAGCCCAAAAGAAUCAAGAACCUCAAAGGAGUGAAGGCUAAAGAGUUUAUAUUUUGGACACCAUGCGGUGAGAUCUUUGUUGAUCAUCCUCCCACCGGAAAAAUUAAGUUCAAGGCCAUCGGCGGUCUCACAGUGGCGUUUCCGGUAGAGGCUUUUGCCCUUGCUUUUGAUUUUUUACCUGCUUUACUUUGGAUUUUUAUGAUAUCACUGUCAUCACUUGCAUCACUAGAUGAGUUGGAUGAUGAAGAAGAUGAGUAUGAUGCCCAAUUUGAUGAAGAUGAUGAUAAUACAAUUUUACGUUUGCCUUUAUGA